CGUUAAUUUUCAGUCUGUCUAACGUUUUGGGCCUGCAGCUUGGUAGAGCGACAGUUUGCUUCAAGCCUCAAGUAUCUUUGUCCAAAUAACCGGAGUGAAGAUUUGUUUUGGAGCUGUUUUGCUGCUCCUGGAUCUGGACCAAGAAUUCUGCUCUAAAGGGAAAAAGUCCAGGAAACCCAAGAGUUUAAGAAUUGAGAAAACUGUGGCUCAGUGAUAGACGUAUUUCUGGAUGCUACAGUUGACACAAACCAUGGCAGUGGUAGUUCUACUUUUUCUCAUCUCCUUGCUGGAUUCGGUUGAAGGUGCUGAAAAUCGGUUUGUGAGGUCUGGAUCGAACCUUCUACUGGAAGCAAAGACAACUGACUUAGGAAAAAAUGAAGAGUUUAUUUGGAAGUUUAACAACACUAUCAAUCUUGUAAAAUUCAGACAUGGCGUGGAUCCUUUCAUCAAAUAUGUACAAAGAACAGUUUUUUCUAAAGAAAACUACUCUUUGGAAUUAAGAAAUAUGCAACACAGUGACACUGGAAACUAUAAGGAAAUAAUAAGUGGAGGCGAAGACAAAACUGUAGCUGAAUACACAGUCAUUGUCCAAGAUCCAGUGUCUCCAGUGAAACUAACAGUGACCCCCAGUGACCCCGGCUGCUAUAACUUCACUGUGACGUGCAAAACAGUGGAUUCUCAAAUUAGUGGAAGUUAUCAAUGCGACAACAUAUCCUGCCAUUUACUGCCUCAUACACACCUGAAGGUCUCAUCUCUGAAGGUCUAUGUAGAGCAAAGCUCCAUCAUCUGUAACCAUAGCAACCAAGUGAGCUGGGAAAAGGAUGUAAAGAAUGUUUCAUCUCUCUGUGAAAAUCAACUAGUCCCCAAUACAGCCGCCAUAGUUGGGAUAUCAGUUGGAGCAUUAGUGCUGGUAGUGGUAUCUAUUAUGUGCUCUGUGCUCAUAAUAAUGUGUAAAAGAAAGAGGAGCACAAAUACAGUGUAUGAAGUUCCUCAGGAAACUCCACAGAAUAACCAAUAUGCAAAUCCUGCUGAAAUUACUGAAUCUCCUUCUCCAACAUCAAUGUAUGCCCAAUCGUUUCCCAAUCCUCCUGUCAUCAGUACCUCCACAAACCUGCAGCCUGAAGCAAUUUAUGCUCAAGUUGACAGAGCUGCCAAGUCCAACUCAAAACCUGCUGCAGCCAAAAGAUGACAAAAAAUAAAAUCAAAAUGGAAAAUGUAUAUAACUGUGUUUUAACUGUGCCAAAAAUGAUCAUGAACUGCCACUGUGAACCAGCUUUUAAAUGUUUUUAUAUAUUUAAUUUUACACCUAUUUACUGGUGGAACAGUAAAAUUUGGGAAAUUCUUCAAUUCUUCACUAACCUAAAGGUAAAGUUUUUAGAGCUAAGAGAUUUACAGUUAUUAUGACGAAUAUCAGUAAAAAAUCUGGUCUAUUUUGCUAUCAUAUCAAAAUAUUGUUAACUCCAAAAUGCGCUGUCUUGAACUUUUAGUAUUUUAUUUUUCUGUUUGUGAAAAUCCAAGUGUUGUGAUUUUUGCACAUUUUUGUAUUCUAUACUUGUUGCUGCAGAGUAACACCUUUUGUUUGUGUAUUUUCAUAAUUUCUGCUUUAAACAACCCCUCCUGUUUCUCUGGAAAUAAGUUAAUGAUCUGAGAAUGUAAAUAAUAUUCAUCGAACUAUUGUCAUAUAAAACUGCAGCAUUUACCUAAGUGGUAAAAAUGUAAUUGCAUUUAAAGAUUUUCUCACGUUUAGUUCUUGAUCUUGUUGUUCUUGUCUGUACUGCAGUUGCAUGCAUCACCGUAAGAGGAAGAGCAACAAUGUGAGACAAGAAUGAAAUGUCUAACCAUUAUUUGAACCUCUGGAAAAUAUGUGUAAAGGGCUUGAAAAUACAUUUCAUUUGUUCAUUUCAAGCAAAAAUUUUACCUUGCCUGCUUUCCUCAUUGCCUUUGUGUCCUCAACUAAAUUAUGACAAAAGGGUCAAACAAAAAUAGUCAAUUUCAGAUGUGCUGAUAGUUUUAAACUGGCCAUCAGAACAACAAAGGACUGAACUUCUAAUAGAGAGGAAAAGCAAGACUGAUUUUUAAAUUUAUGUUAACAUUAGGAGGGGUUUCAGAUGAGCUGAUCAGCUUCAUGACAGCAGAGAUAAAUCACCUCUAUUAAAAGCUAUAGACAACAAAAAUUUAUUUUACUGAAAUAGGACUGGUGCAUGUUAUUUUAGAAAAGUUCUUGUAAGAUAAAAAAACCACAACAUAUUUAGAGCAUUUAGGGUCAAGGCUUCCAUUGUGACAACAUGACCACCAGAUUCACAGGCGACGUGUCACAUUUUGAUUAACUGAACAGUACAGUUAUGAGAGGUUGUGUUAGAUAUUACCCUGUCGAUUUAGUUUAUUGCAGAAUGUCUCAGACUAAUAUCCAUCAAGUUACAGGAUUUCACCUGAUGGACAUUGCACUUGAGAAAGAAAGAAAAAAGUCCUUGUUUGUCAGAAAGAGAAAGAGCAGAUAUGGAUUAUUCAUGCAAUUUAAUGGUAUUUUGUAUUUUCAUUACAUUGUAUUUCUUUAAAAUAUGUAGAAUUUUUUUCUUUUUUCCUUUUUCUGUUGCUGUUUUCAUGAUCGAUGUAAAAUAACGUUUUGUUUUUUUUUAUUCACAAGCCUUCAAAAGUUUAGUGCUUUUUUCAAUAAAUCUACACUAGUACAAUUUAUCUGGAACUGGUCAAAUAUAUCUUGUAUUAGACCCACAUGGAUUGUGUGCACAUGAUAGUGUAAUGGCUUUGCAAACCAGUGCAAUCCGGUUAGCACAGGUUGUGACCAAAAUCUAACUAUACAUGGUGGCAGCCAUUUUCUUUUGCAUCUGAGUUUUAGGAGUAGUCUGACCAUUGCCUUCUUGUGCUUCUUGUGCAUUUAUGCUAUAAAAAAGACUUGCUUCCUGCACAGUCUGGCCUUUCUCUCUUUGACUCAGAUUGUCCAGGGUAGAUUUUCUACCGGAGAAAAUCAGAGAACAGAAGAAAAAGAUGAUGUCACAUUUAUGUGCUUUAGAACUGCAGUCUGCCUGUAGUUUAAGCAAAGGCAGAGGAGGAAGCGUCUGAAGCCAUCCGGUCCAUGUUGGUCACGCUUCCAAAUACUGGAUUAACAUUAACAGCUGUCUCAUUUGGAUCAGUACUUCUCUCUCUGCAGUGGAUGAUGGUUGUUCCCAGUGCAGGAAACUUCCAGUAAACUUCUCAGCAUUGAACUGGCGCAUUAUGUCAAGGGCAGUUGAGUAAAAUUUAAACCUCAACAAAGUCGACGCAUCCAGCAAGAUGUUAUUGUGAAAACGUUUAUGGCAGAGAGAGUAAUUUUCCCACCAGGGUAGCAGUGGCAUAAAAAAGCUCAAAAGUUUUAAUGAAAAGUUUAGUUUCUGUGCAACAUAGGGUGCUUCAUAAAAUUAACAUUAUAAUGGAAAACUUUGAGCAUAAUCAUCAUCAGACUGUCAUCCAACAGACUGUUUUUAUUCAAAGGCUUCUUCAGAUUUACUGUAUUAAAGAUUAAAUUUAAAAUCCUACCUGACAACAGCCAUUAAAACGACUCUUCGAAGAAGCUUGUUAUCUAAGUGACUAAUAAUUAAAUUGAACUGAAUAACUGAAUUUUCUGGGUUGACUGUGUGCUUUCAGUUGUUCUCUCUUUUAGAACGCCCAUUUCUACACUGUGGUUGUCACGUUGUCUUUCACACAUGCAGCUUUAUGAACAUUUCAGGAAGUGCAUAAGACUUCCUGAAACGGUUCGAGAAAUGGCUUUGAUUGUCGCAUUUCUAUUUAACCUGCUGGUAGUCUACACACUUCAAAUGCAAGGUUCCUCUGCAGUGACUGAUGUAUUUGUGAAAACUGGAGAUGAUUUAAUUCUUAAUCUCACAGCUGAAAUUCCAUCAAAUUCUCAGUUUUGGUUAUGGCAAUUUAAAGAUGAUGCACUGGUACAAUUUCCACGUGGUUCCCAACCAAAUAUUGUUAACAAUCGCUUUGGAAAAGUUGAAGUUAUAGAAAAAAAUUACAGUGUGAAAUUAAAGGAUGUACAGAAGUCACACAGUGGUAUUUAUACUGCAAAGGUAGUAUCACCUAAAGAGCAAAUACUGACUCAAUACAACGUUGCAGUUCAAGAUCCAGUGUCUGCAGUUGAUCUCAACUUUACCUGCUCAUCCAGCUCCUCCUCCUAUAACCUGACAGCGACCUGCAGGACAGACAACAUCAGCAUCACUCUGAGAUGUGAUUAUUUAUUCUGCAACAAGGAAGAAGCAGAGAGAAAUUUGGUCACCAAAUCUGGCUCUUCUCUUCAUAUCUACAAGUUGAAAGAGUCGGUUGUCUGUAACCAUAGCAACCAGGUCAGCAAGGUUGAAUCCAAAGAAAACAUUGAGAAUCGCUGCCCUCCACCUAGAAAACCCAGAAAAUAUUACUGGUAUAUUAUAUUGAUCCUGUUGGUUCUUCUAACCUGUUUAAUUUAUAUUGGAUAUCGUAAAUGCAAGAAAGCAGGUGACAAAGGCAACUUUGACAACACAAUAUAUGCUCUUCCUGUGGUAAAUGAUCAAACUGAAACACUGAAUAAAACAGAUGAAGAUGAAGCUUGUUCCCCAACCACCACCUACAGCGUAGUGGGAAUUUCUACAAGUAAGGCAGCCACCAAGACUAGAGACAAUGACCAACCACAGAGUGUGUAUUCACUGAUAAAGGCUGUGUGAAGUACAAAACUGAUGUAGUGAGAUUCGGACAUUUCUGUUAUGUAAAAAGUCAGGCUGCUGCUUUUCCUAUAAUCUGGAGGUGACUGAGUCAAGCAAAUGGAAAAUAGCCUAUAGUAUGGUUUAUAUAUUUAUGUAAAUUGCUUUAAGUAUUCUAGACAUUUAAGUAACUUUGUUUUAUAUAGAGUAACUGAGGGUUUUACAAAGCUAAGGUAAUUUUUAACAUGUUAAAAACAUGUUAGAAAACUACUACUCUCUCAUGCAGAAAACUACUCUCUCCAUCACAAACUUGUACAAGAUAGCAUUUUGCUCCAAAAAUGAAGGAUCUCACCUUCCCCCAAAAUACUGUCAGCCCACCGGGACAGACAUGCACACCUUCACUGUCUCAAACUGUGAUCUGUUUGUCAGGUAGUCAUAGAUACAGGUGGUUGUUGAGGAAUCCACCUGUGUCUUCUGGAGUUUUUGACAAAGCAAAUCAGGCUGUAUUAUGUUAAAUGAAAUGACACGAUCCUCACAACGUUGUCUAUUUGUACAGAUGAAAGCAGGUGUGUGAUGUCUUCAAUUCCAACCUCAUAGUGAUAAGCAAACUACCUGAGGGAUAAGAGUUAAUGUGAGAUCUGGUUGGCUGGAGGCUGAGGAUGCUGAACUUCUUUUUGAAUAGAAACUAAGGACAUAUUCAGUUUAUUGCCUUUUCCAGACUUUUCCAGGCAUCAGUCUGACAGCAGUUAACAGCAUUCAAUGAAAAGCCUAAGCAACUAUCUGAAAGUAAAAUUAUAUAUAGUCAUCAGUUCACAGUCAUCUUGAAUAAAUUAGAGUAUGUGUUCUAAUGAGGCUCAUUUGUCAUAUUAAAAGCAUUUUUUAAAAAUAACGACGUGUGUUUCAUUUAGUUGACUGAGAAACUGGAAUAAAUUUAUGUGUGAAUGUGUGUGUAAUGAUUAAUGUGACGUGUUUUGGGGUUUUCUGGACUUGAUAAAGUGCUACAGGCCAAAAACCAGGUACCGUAUUAUAUCUGUGUAUCUGUGUCAACAUUUUAAUCAAGUAUUUAGUUAACCCUCACUUAAACAUUUCUUUAUCUAUACCUGUAUAAGUGCAAUGUUUGUAUUUGUGGUACUUGCUGUCUUGUGAAACUAGAGGGACUAUUUCUCUACCAGCAGUCAAACUCUGUCCACACACAUCAUGUGGUGGUGACUGGAGUUUGUCAGGGUUACAGUGUGCAGCCUUUCGUGUUGGGAAGCUGGAGUUUUGGUUUCUGUGGGUCUGCUUUUCUUGUCUCUAGUUAUCCACUAGAUGGAGCCAGGAAGCUGUGUUGUCCAGAGGGCGGUCUCAGGUGUUCAGUCGUCACACCUGCAACCUAACUGUCAUCAGCCAGUGUUUAAGAGAAGCCUGUCACCAGUCCUUCGAUGCCUGAGUGUUGCUGUUCAUGGUUCUCAGCGGCUGUUACCUUUGUGCCUUAUGAGUUUUAUCAUUUCACCUCCAAGAUUCUUCAUAAAGAAACCCCUGGUUCAAAGAUCCCUACAACUGGUGACUAAUCUCUUCUGGCUGUUCAAGUCUGUGCUACAACCUGUCCACCCUCCAAUGAGGUACAACUAACAAACCAUCAUCGCCUCCCAUUCUCUCUGGAUCUCCUGGCUUCAGUUCCAACUCCACCUGGACCCUGGCACUCACCCCAGAAACCAGGUUCCAGCACCAGCAGAAUACCUCCCCCUGAAUCCAGUUCUCCAGCCAUCCCAUACCCAGGGCAAAGAAGAUGCAUUCCAACUCUUUUUACAAUAAACUUCAUUUAACUGACUUUUCUCUGUAUCCUGAAGUGUAUUCUGCAUGUGGGUCAAACAAUUAGCUUCAAAUUAUGACACUUAAAAGUGUUUUUGGCUGUAGUUAAUUUUAUGGACCUAUUUACAUUAACCUCACUAAAUUCAUUACUUACUUUUUUGUGUUCAACUAAGUUAAAAAUUACAAAUCUAAUUAACUUAAAGGAACUUUUUACUUUGACUUUACUUGAAACAAUAGAUUUCAAUGCCAGUUUCGUAUCCAACGUCUGACUAACUCAAUUUUUUUACAAUCUUAACUUUACAAAGUUAACUAAAUGUGUGCACUGCAAAUAGUUAACUAAAGAGUCAGGCAAAUGAAAAUAAUUUUAAAGAUAAAAACCUAAACUAUUCACUAAUCAAUAUGUAAACUAAUGUUAGGAAUGAACAGAAAACGAUUACCAUUCAGGUCUCUGUGUGACAGCAGGGACAGCUGUCACAGUAGAACUGCAUUAAUUCGGAUAUUUAGAAAACUGCUUCCUGUGAGAUAUUCUGCACUCGCAUACCUAUCCAACAUCUGAGCUUGUGUGUACUGAUAUGAAAUGCCCGUAGAAGGACAAUGUCUACAUUGUGGUUAGCACACAUGUACAGCUCUAUGAACACUUCCUGUGGAAGCUGUCAUGAUCUGUAGCACUGUGAACUCAGUUUUAUUUACAGUAUAUUCUUGUUCUCACAUUUUGAGACCAAAAUGUUCCUAUGUAGAACUGUUUUGCUAAGGCUUCAUUCACGCUUCCCUCUGUCCAAAUAAAUCUGAUUUCCAUCCAGUAUUUAUAACUCAUUAAAAUCAACCAUCCCCAACCACCUCUGUCAGACUUGUGCUUAAAUAGGAAGUGAACGAACUUCCCCAUAUUUAAAAUGGCGUUGAUCGUCUCAUUUCUGUUUCAUCUGUGUCUAUUCUACACACUUCAAAUACAAGGUUCCUCUGCAGUGACUGAUGUAUUUGUGAAAACUGGAGAUGAUUUAAUUCUUAAUCUCACAGAAGCUGAAAUUCCACCAAAUUCUCGCUUUUGUUUAUGGCAAUUUAAAGAUGAUACACUGGUAGAGUUUUCAUUUGGUUCCCAACCAAAUAUUGUUAACAAUCGCUCUGGAAAAGUUGAAGUUAUAGAAAAAAGUUACAGUGUGAAAUUAAAGGAUGUACAGAAGUCACACAGUGGUAUUUAUACUGCAAAGGUAGUAUCACCUAAAGAGCAAAUACUGAUUCAAUACAACGUUGCAGUUCAAGAUCCAGUGUCUCCAGUUGAUCUCAGAUUUACCUGCUCAUUCAGCUCCUCCUCCUUUGAUAACCUGACAGCGACCUGCAGGACAGACGACUCUUCCAUCAGCAUCACUCUAAGAUGUGAGAAUCAAACGUGCAACCAGGAAGAAGCAGAGAGAAGAUCGGUCACCAAAUCUGGCUCUUCUCUUCAUGUCUAUCAGUUGAAAGAAUUAAUUGUCUGUAGCCAUAGCAACCAGGUCAGCAGGAAUGAGUCCAUCAAAGAGAUUGAGACUCACUGUACAAAUAAUGAACCCAGAAAACAUCACUGGUAUAUUACAUUGAUCCUGUUGGUUCUUAUACUCCCUAUAAUUUAUAUUCUAUGUCGAAGUCACAAGAAAACAGGUGACACAGGCAACUUGGACAACACAAUAUAUGAUCUUCCUGUGGUAAAUGAUCAAACUGAAACACUGAAUAAAACAGAUGAAGAUGAAUCUUGUUCCCCAGCCACCACCUACAGCGCAGUGGGAAUUUCUACAAGUAAAGCAGCCAUCAAGACUAGAGACGAUGACCAACCACAGAGUGUGUAUUCACUGAUAAAGGCUGUGUGAAGUGCAAAACUGGUGUAGUGAGAUUAUGACAUUUCUGUUAUGUGAAAAGGCAGACUGCUGCAUUUCCUAUAAUCUGGAGGCUCAGGUUACUGAGUCAAUCAGAUGGAAAAUAGCCUAUAGUAUGUUUAUAUUUAUGUAAAUUGCUUUAAGUAUUCUAGACAUUUAAGUAGCUUUGUUUUAUAUAGAGUAACUGAGGGUUUUACAAAGCUACGGCUUAAAUACUUGUUAAAGGUUUAAACCGUUUCACUGGGCAGCGUUUUGAGCAGAGUAGCCAGAUAAUUUGCCAACUAAUAUUAGUUUUCAGUGUUAGUCUAUGAGGAGACAACAAGUGACAGCAUUCUGUACAUUAUGUAUAUAAAUUGCAUGUUUAAAAAAGUAAAAGAGAAAACUUUUUUUUUUUUACUGUUUUGAUAUCAGAAGUAGGGAAACAGACAGGAUGAAAACAGUACUGAAGGUGAUUGUUGUUUGCCUUGUAUAUUAUUAGUGUUGUGCUCUUUGGGAUCAUUGUGACAUGAACUGUUAAUAAUACAGCUCUAUUUCGAAAACUGAUUUUUGAAAGUCAAGAAAUGGUGAUUUUGUAUAUUCCUGUAUAUUUUGUAUUAACCAUUACAUCUGAUAUAUUCUCAACCACCUGCAUGACGGCCAUUUCUAGUGAACCUGUGUGACCUGAGGUCAUACUGACAGGCACUCAGUAAACAACAUGUAUUGUUUACUGAAGUGUGAUGUAUUUAGUGUAUAAAUUGUUAUAUAUUACAGUGUAUCUCCUUUCUCUGGUUAGGUUUCCAGUAUUAAACUGUGUAUAUAUUUAGAACUGCACUUUGAACUUCUUAUGUGCCACAUAUUCUUGAACUAUGAAUAUACGUAUAGUUAUACUUUUGUAUUCGUAUGCUCUCACUAACCUUAACUUGCUACUGUGACACCUGUAUAAUCCCUCUGUGAGACAGUAAAUUUCUUUUUCCUA
Messenger RNA from Xiphophorus maculatus (southern platyfish), 9260 nucleotides. RefSeq names its product SLAM family member 6-like. Bases 230 to 1189 code for a protein of 319 amino acids. The transcript is spliced from 20 exons. Lineage: Eukaryota; Metazoa; Chordata; Actinopteri; Cyprinodontiformes; Poeciliidae. The record is from RefSeq and is a predicted model, not a curated record.